Molecule: messenger RNA, 4062 nt
Organism: Didymodactylos carnosus
Lineage: Eukaryota; Metazoa; Rotifera; Eurotatoria; Philodinida; Philodinidae
Source: the annotation of a GenBank genome assembly
AUGGAUACACGAUCGCGAACAAGUGGUCCUCUCACAGAAGCAACGGAAUAUAUCAAACAAGGUGGUGGCCGUGGUGGUGGUCGAUAUGCUUUAGCUACAGCAGUUUUAGACAGCAUUGUACUCAUAUUUAUUAUUGUCAUUGCCUUUCUUCUACGAGCAUCUGAUAUAUUUCCUGUUCGUCAGCAACGCUUUUUAUGUGAUGAUGCACGAUAUUAUCAAUCAUACGAAGAUGGAAGUAUCGAAAGAAAUUAUAUUUUAUUGUCCAAUAUUGCUUUAUAUUCACUAUGUUUAUUAAUACCAAUAUUAGUGAUAACAAUCAUUGAACUUAUUCGAUCAUUUUUAUACUAUAAUUCAUAUAAAACACGUUAUUCAAUUAAAUUAAAAAAUUGUCUACUAUUAGCAUUUGCAAGAAUAUUAAAAUAUAUCUCGGUAUUUAUAUUUGGUGCACUUUCAACAACGAUCAUAACCGAUAUAUUAAAAAUUAUGUCGGGACGAUUAAGACCCUAUUUCUUGACAUUGUGUAAUCCUGAUCAAAAAUCAUGUAAUGGAAUGGGCUUGACAGAUGCAGAUUUUGUUUGUUUAUCAAAAAAUAUGACAAAUUUAAUGCGUGAAGCAAGGCAAGUAGAUAAAUUUGCUAUUUUUCUUGCUAUUUAUUUGCAUCGAGGAGUAAAUAUGAAACGUGUUCGCAUUGUAAAACCAUUUUUAAUUUUGUCUUUAAUUACGUUAUCGAUUGUGUGUGGUGCCGUUCGAUUAGCAAGCAAUCAUAAUCAUUGGGAAGAUAUUUUUGUUGGUUUUGUAUUAGGCUCAAUAAUUGCCAUUUAUCUUGUAAAAACCAUAUAUCAAAGCAUAAAACCUGGCAUCGGUACACCAGUUCGUACAUAUGAUGAUUAUCAAUCGUAUGUUGACGAUCAAAUACAGUACACUAAAGAGAUCGAUGCUAACUAUGCAGCAGGAUUAGAUGCCGUGUAUCAAACAACGACACCUCAUAGUCUCACGGUACCAGAACAAUUUUCAUUACAACCAAGUGCAUCGCAAGGACAUAUCGCUGGAUUUUCUCGUCAUCGUUACGAUUUAAAACAGCAGCAACAAUUACAACAACAACAACAACAACAACAAUUACAUCAACAGGCUUUAGCAAAUCAACAGUAUGAGAAAAAUGGAGGAGUUGUACAACAGCUUGUACAUCAAAUUCAACAGCAACCUCAACAAUCUAUUAGUCAAAGAGAGAAAAACUCACCAAUUGGUACACAUGUUGUUGAUUUAACUAGUGAUCAAAAUAAAAUCAUGUUAUUAAAUAUGUCUGGUUUUGAAUUAAAUUAUUUUACAUUAAAUAAAACGGAUAAUAGUAUAAGAAUAACGAAACUCAUUGAUCGAGAACAGUUUGUUAAUGAUCAUUAUUGUGAUAGACAACAAUGUCUUGUGGAAUUACAUCUGUUAGUGCAAGAUGGAUUGAAAUAUUGGGUUAUUCCUCUUCAUAUCGUCGAUGUCAAUGAUUGUAAACCAAAAUUUGCCAGAAAUGAAUUGCAUUUAGUAUUUCGAGAGAAUGUGCCGAUUGGUUAUAAAAUUCCAUUUCAAGGUGCCAUUGAUUAUGAUGAGGGCGUUAAUGGACAAAUACGUUAUAUACUUGAUUGCAGUAACACGGUCGAGAAUCGUCAAUGGAAUCAUUACCAAUAUAAAAUACCAUCAUCUAUUGAUUGUAAAAUGUUCGAAUUAACAAUAUUAACACAAACAUCGAUUACUUAUGAUCAAUUAGCAUUAAAAUUUAUUGGAAAUAGUACUGAUAAAGAACCACAGAGUGAAUAUAUUUUAACGUUGUAUGCAGUAGACAAUGGUCAAGAAGAACAAUUACAAAAUUCAAUGAAAUUAUUCAUUAAAAUAGACCAUAUGAGCGAUAGGGCACCUAUAUUUACACAGAAAUAUUACGAAUUUUUAUAUAUAUCAAUGAUAGAAAAUCAAACAGUUCCUCUACAAGGUACAAUAUUUGGAAGGGUUCUAGCACAUAACAACGAUGAAGAAAUUAAUAGAAUUAUUCGAUAUUCAAUUGUUGGAUCAUCUUAUGGUAUACGAAUUGGUUUAUUCACUGGUGAAUUAAUAGCAUCAUCCAACAUCAUCAUUUCAAAAUAUAAUGAUAUUCAGUUAACAAUUGAAGUGUCGAAUAAUGAACAGUCAUUAUCGUCAAAAUUUGAGUCACAAACUCGAGUUAAAAUCAAUUUUCGCGAUCAAUCAAAAUUGAAGCCCGAUAUAGAUAUGAAAAUAUUAUCAUCUGAUAGAGAAAUGAUUCAAAUGAACAAUUUAUCAUCCAUAACAUUUCUUGUUCACGAACAAGUAUUUAUCGGUCAGCCAUUGUUAGAAUUAAUUAUUCGUAAUCGAUUUUAUCCAAAUGAUACGUUUACAUUAUCUCUUGAUUCUCAUAUGAAAACAUUUCGGUUCAUAUCCACCCCCCAAACAAAUCAAUAUAUUUUGAAAACACGACAAUUACUAACGAAAAAAAUAUAUUUUUUAACGAGUAGUAUUAAACAUACACUAUCACAACAAUUGUUGACAAACAUCGAUAUAAAACUGAUUGUAACAAAUGAUAACGAUUGGAGUCCAAAAUUUAAAUCAGACAGUUACAGUAUAACAGUUCAAUCACAUCUUCCACGAGUACAAGCAACAAAUGCCUAUCCAUUAGCAAUACCAAUUACUUAUGCCAUUGAACAAAAUCCGUAUAUAACCAUCAAUCAAUUAAGUGGAUCUCUGAGUUUCCUAAGUGCACCGUCCACUAGUCAGCAAUUGUCUAUUUAUGCAUUAGGUCCGCGUAGUAAUUCAUCAACACUAUUAAAUAUCGACUACAUUUUACCAUCAACUCCAUUUUGUAGUAAAAAUAGAACAUUUACAAUACGAGAGAAUGCACCUGUUGGAACGAUUAUUGGCACGUUAGAAGUUAUCGAUGAUAAUAUGAAUAAAAACUAUUCUAUUUCUCAAAUAAAUUUAUUUAUUAUUGAUUUAAUUAAUUUGAAAGAUGACGCAUUACUAUCGCCUAUUACUCAUAAAAUAAGACAAAAUCAGUUCAUAUUAAAUGUCUUUAUUGACAUAGGUGAUAAACUAAAUAUGACCUGUAUGAUGAAAUUAAACAUCACAAAUAAUAUUGAUAACAAUUUGCCACAUUUACUCAGACAUCUUUCCGACGAAAAUGAUAUUCAAAACGAAUCGUCCAACUUUUCGACAAUCACUUCCAUUACCAACAAUAAAUCCGAUUUUUUUAUCCACACCGAUAGACAAUCAUCAAAUAUGUCAAAAUACCGUAUUAAAUUAAAACUAUGUGAUCAGAACAAUGCAUUAUUAUGUUCAAACGUCAGCGUUCUCGUUAUCGUAAGUAAUAUCGAAUCAAAUUUCAGUAUAGGUCAAUAUGAAAUGUCUACCGGAUACAAACGUCGAUCGUGGCUACCUGUGAGACGCAUUGAAUUGGCAUUGUUUGCUUUAUCAUUUUUAUUUAUUACUGGAGCAUUAGUAUUAGCUCUCAUUAUUUGCCGUUUAAAAGUGUGUUUAGCAACAAAAAAUUAUUUAUUAUACGGAAAAAAGUAUGGUUUAAGUGAUGUCCAUGUGAAUAAAAAUGAUAAUUCAGGACACACACAAGACAUCAGUGUCAGAGAAGAACAUCCACAUGAUAAACGGUCGAUUCAUGAAACAGCAGACGAAUAUGUACACUAUAAUCAAACGCGAGAUAUUGAUCGUGAUUGUAUACUUGAAACAAUGUCUAAUAUUGUACAUGAGCAACGACAGUGUUCGCAAUAUCUUGAUUCUCAAUAUCCCUGGGAAGAAAUAUUAUCGCGAAAAAACAUUUUAUAUAAUAUUGAUAUGUUCAAUAAGCAAUGGAAUCAUCCUACUACUAAUAACAACAUUUACCAUGUAUCAUCACCUCGAUCAUCUGAAACCAGUAGCGACCAAUUCUUGAAUAGAAAUAGUUCAUUUCUCAAAGAAACGAAAGAAUUAUUAACAAAUAAAUCCAUGUUAUUGCCAAAUAUUGUGCAUUGUAUAAUAAAUGAUCCAACAGAUACACCACAAUUAGCGUCAGAAGUGUAA